Molecule: messenger RNA, 2123 nt
Organism: Syzygium oleosum
Lineage: Eukaryota; Viridiplantae; Streptophyta; Magnoliopsida; Myrtales; Myrtaceae
Exons: 5
Coding region: 481-1809 (442 amino acids)
Source: RefSeq, a predicted model, not a curated record
ACCAGACUAUUCUUUUCUUAGUCUUUCUUAAGCUUAUUCUGUGCAAUCCUCCUCUCUUUGAUUCUCUUUUUCUCCUCUCUUUCAAUCUCUUUACCAGACUACAUUUUUUCUUUGCCUACCGAGUGUCUUAUUUUCAUGAGCUUUUUGGACGGUUCUUUUACGAACUAUGCGGAGCUUCUCUACUCUCGCUGAACUUUUGAGUCUGAACACCUGUGAAUCCUGUCCGUGAGGACCUGAUUUUCACCCACUUUUUCAGCGAUGAGAUGCAUUGCUUCUUCCUGUAAAACGAAUCAUGCAGUUUCUUCAAAUCCUCAAGCAAAGUACAAUUUUUUUCCUUCUUACCUUUUUGUGAGCUGUUGCUCUCUUCUCACCUAGAAAAGCUUCCCGUAUCACGGAUUGCUUCACUCCUUUAUUCAAUCUUCUCAGUUAUAACCCACGCACCCCCCCGAUCUUCCUCCAUCCGGCAACUUCAAACCACAAAUGCAUCCCCCAACCAUCAAUGAUGCUGCCCUCAUUGAUGUAGAGGCUCCUGACCACGACCAUGAAUCCUCCCCAACACGGUUCCAUGAGCCGCGCCAUCUUGCGUCCGUCCCGUUGCUUCUCCGUCCAUCCUAUGCCAGGUCGAAAUCACUCAUCUCCGAUGAUCUACACCACUUCCGAAUCAGCCUCAGGUGGUGCGCACUCGAUCAGUCCUCCUGUUUUGGGAAGUUCAUCUCCAUUUUCACAUUCGUACUUUUCACCGUCGUCAUUCCAAUAGUGGGCUCCCUUGCCGUGAAAGUACCAUCGACAGCUCCGGUCGAGAACCCGAUAUCUUUCAACCUGCUCAUCCAGUUCCCGGAGUCGGGCUUAGCUGCAAUUGGCUUCUUCACACUAUGCAGGUUCUUCAACAAGUACGGGCUGCGGCAGCUCCUCUUCCUCGAUGCGCUUGAACAUGACUCUGCCCCUGUGCGUCGUAACUACGCCCGCGAGCUCGACAAGUCAUUCCGCUACCUGUCCUACAUCCUCCUUCCUUCCUUCCUCGUCGAACUCGCCCACAAGGUCGUCUUCUUCUCGACCGUCUCCAUGUCCUUCUCCCUCCCCUUCCCCUUCCCAUCCAACGCCGUCCUCUUCGUCCUUGUCCUCGCCUCCUGGAUUUACCGAACCGGCAUCUUCCUCCUCGUCUGCGUCCUCUUCCGGCUGACCUGCGAGCUCCAGAUCCUAAGGCUCGGCGGCCUCCACGGGAUGCUCGAGGGGUGCGAAUCCGACCCGACCGCCAUAUUCGACGAGCACGUCAGGAUCAGGAAGCAGUUGUCUGCAACAAGCCACCGGUACCGGUUCUUCAUCAUCAGUUGCCUCGUGACAAUGACAGUGAGCCAGUUUGCAGCACUCCUGAUCGUCCUGGCAUCAAAGACCGAGAAGAAUUUCUUCAAUUCUGGAGAUCUUGUGGUGUGUUCGGUUGUUGAGCUGAGUGGUCUGUUCUUGUGCUUGUUGGGGGCAGCAAGAAUCACCCACAGAGCUCAAGGGAUUGCCUCUCUGGCCACUAGAUGGCACAUGCUCGUGACUUCUGCUUCUGCUUCUGGUUCGAACUGGCCAAAACCCGAAACCAUGGAACAAGAGGGUUCGCACAGUGACGCCGACUCGGAUCUCCUUAUCCCGGUCUCCACCUCCUCGGAUUCUAGCUCAUUCCAAAUCCGACAAGCAUUAUUGGCGUACUUGGAACGGAACAAUGGCGGGAUAACGCUGUACGGGUUUGCGCUGGACAGGGGGCUGCUGCACACGAUCUUUGCUUUCGAGUUCUCACUCGUGCUGUGGAUACUGAGCAAGAUUUAAGCCAAAAGGUCACUUACAAGUGACCACAAGAAAGUGAGAAGCUCACUUGGAACAAUUGAAGGAUGAGGAUUGAAACUCAAGCAAACCGAGACCUCGAUGAACUAGGCCCAGUUCAAUCUUCCUGCCAUACCACAUCUGAUGAGUUAUUCCAUUGAAGAUCUCGUUGGUUUUAAGUUGUCUUAAUGUUACAGAAGAUGUGUGAACUGAUGCAAAGCCAAACACACUACAGUGACACUGUAUGUUAUUGCUGAGAUUCGGUACACACUUGACACUAGACUAUGUAGAAAUGAUACAGAGCCAAACGCACUAAAAUU